Molecule: messenger RNA, 1402 nt
Organism: Sinocyclocheilus rhinocerous
Lineage: Eukaryota; Metazoa; Chordata; Actinopteri; Cypriniformes; Cyprinidae
Product: cytochrome c-type heme lyase-like
Exons: 10
Coding region: 3-923 (306 amino acids)
Biological process (GO): cytochrome c-heme linkage
Cellular component (GO): mitochondrion
Molecular function (GO): holocytochrome-c synthase activity
Source: RefSeq, a predicted model, not a curated record
GCAUGCUGGAUGGAGCGGAAGUAGCGGUGCACGUUGACGUUGUUCCUCGCAUUAGUGACACACAGAAAGGAUUGGUGUUCAUCAUGGGUGCAUCUGUAUCCAAUCUUGCCCCAACUAUUCAGGCAGAGUCUGCGAUGUCAGCUCCUCAUUUUAGUGGGGUGUCCCCACCUUCUGGGUGUCCCAUGCAUCAAGAGCCCCCUAAAAGCUCUCCGCCUCCUGAGUGCCCCAUGCAUCAGGCUCAGACGCCACUGGCCGGCCCAGCGCAUCAGGAGAGAGCUUAUGAGUUUGUCGAAUGUCCCAUGAGAGCUUCUGAUGGAGCCAUCGAUCCCGCGAACAUGAUGUCCCCUCCAAACCAGGUGCCCACCCCGGACCAGCCGUUCCCUCUGUCCGUGAAAAGAGAGGAGUCUAAAAUCCCACGAUCAGGCACAGGCCAGAACUGGGUUUAUCCUUCUGAACAGAUGUUCUGGAAUGCCAUGCUGCGGAAGGGGUGGCGCUGGAAGGAUGACAGUCUUGCUCCAGAAGACAUGACCAAUAUAAUCCAGAGAUUGGUGUUCAUCAUGGGUGCAUCUGUAUCCAGUCUUGCCCCCACUAUUCUAGCAGAGUCUGCAAUCCCGAAGUGGGAAGUGCUGCAUGUCAGCGAGUGUCCAUGCGGUCCAUCUCUGAAGAGAUUCGGGGGAAAAGCCAAAGAGUUCUUGCCCAGAGCAAGAAUACGUCAUUGGAUGGGAUAUGAAUUGCCUUUCGACCGACAUGAUUGGAUCGUAGAUCGGUGCGGAAAGGAAGUCCGAUAUGUCAUUGACUACUACGAUGGGGAUAUUAAUAAAGACACUUACCAGUUUUCCAUCCUGGACGUGCGUCCAGCCAUCAACUCUCUAGAGGCUGUCUGGGAUCGGAUGAGGGUGGCCUGGUGGCGCUGGACAUCAUAGAAUCCAUCACAGCACAGUUUUAACAUUUCUGCACCACUAUAAGACGUCACAGACUAUUCGGUACCAAUAUACUAGAAUCUGUGUGCUCAACUUCGAGUUCUGACUGUAAACAUGAAUCGUAGCAAAUUAUUGCACAUCGAGGGACUUAAAGGUUGUGAGUGUUCUCUAUUGGAGAGCACAAUGAAUCAGUGUUUUUUUCUUCUGAUGAGGUUCUGAAUUCGUCAUCAGCUAGCGUUUCUUUUUCUGCUUGUUGUGUGAAGGUUAUCAAACUGGAAAGCCUGCUAUCUGAUCUUACGCAGAGGUUAAACAUAUCCGCUGGUUGUUUUUCUCUCUCAAAGGCUGAAUGUUGAGUGUUUUAGUUCACGGUGAGAGCGAUUGGCAGCUGUUAGCAUUUGUAGCCAAUGGUUUGGUGGUCUUCGCUUUUGAAUGUGGCCCUUUCUAACGAAGCAUGCUGCACAACUUCUUGUCCAGGCCCUUGU